This is a messenger RNA of Perkinsus marinus ATCC 50983, 262 nucleotides long. RefSeq lists its product as hypothetical. The annotation marks the transcript as partial. The transcript is spliced from 3 exons. The record is from RefSeq and is a predicted model, not a curated record. NCBI's taxonomy places the organism in Eukaryota, Perkinsozoa, Perkinsida, Perkinsidae.
GAGCUGAUGGAUGAGGAGUUCGACAGGGGCUUCAAAGAACUCCUAUCGGAAUCAGUGGCAUACGGUCGAUCUCAACGCCAACAGCAGGCCCCGCUGCGCAGUUUGCAGGACGACCGACUACGGCAGGCUCUGUCGACAGUACGGGUGGCUGAGCUGUCCAAAAAGAGUGGAUCUCAAUCGCCACCUAGCGAGGCAUCGAGACCAGCAGGCAUGAUGAAGUUCGUAAUGCGCACUAACAAGAAGGGUGUGUCGACUGCCGGAA